AUGCCGAAAAAAGAUCAACACAACUCUGUACAUAACAGCAAUGAAACGGCGUCGCUCAAGUCCAAUGGGUCGGCUUCUUCGCUGUCGCUGCCAUUUUUCGGCAAGAAAAACCGGUUUGGGUUCGGAAAAUUAUUUAAGGGAAACAGCCAUUCUUCCAACAAUGAAUCAGGCAAAGACAUUCUCGGCGCACUGUUGUCACCACACCACAGCAAUUUGAGCUCAAGAUCCCAAGACUCAAACCACCGGUCGCGAUCGACCAUUCCCAUGAUGGAUCAUCCUCACAUGAAUCAUAAUCACGCCAAUCAUUUACAUAACCCUAACAACUACAUGCACUUUGAACCAAGUGGCAAUUCUACUUUGAGCUCAAGCAAGCAUUUAUCCGGAAACUCAAUUCACUCCCAGCUUCCAUCGCAAGCACAUGUGCUGAAAACUGUUCCAUCGCCUGAUACCCACAUGCAUCCUUCCCAACUGCUUCAACGUGAAAUCGAGGACCAACAAAGGUUUAACUCGCCUCCAAAACUUUCACACGGGAAACAUGAAAAAAAGGCUCUCCAUUUAAAACGGUUCUUUAAAAAGAUCCAUGGCGAGCACCAUCAUGACAAACAAUCCAGUCCUGUACCAACUCUGCCAUUAGCCGUUACCUCCGACCCCAAUGCUAAUUCGACCAAGACACUGUAUGAGACAGAAAAUGCUCGGGAAUUGAUUGAAAAUUAUGGCAACCCUGGCAAGUUGAUUGGCGAAGGAGCUUCAGGCUCAGUGUCAGUCGUAGAAUCAACCGACGGGAAGAUGUUUGCUGUCAAAAGAUUCAGAGCGAGAGGUUCGAAGGAGUCCCAAAUUGAGUAUUCGAAAAAAGUAACCUCUGAAUUUUGCAUUGGAUCUACACUUCAUCAUUGCAAUAUCAUCGAUACUUUGGAUAUGCUGCAGGAGGGCUCUAAUUUCCUAGUAGUGAUGGAGUUCUGCCCUUAUGAUUUCUUUACGCUUGUAAUGAGCAAUCUAAUGGUUAAGGCCGAAAUCGCGUGUUAUUUCAAGCAGAUUUGCAAUGGUGUUAGCUACUUGCAUAGCAUGGGUCUCGCCCACAGAGAUCUCAAAUUGGAUAAUUGCGUUGUUACUGCGCAAGGAAUCUUAAAGUUGAUUGAUUUCGGCAGCGCUGUUGUCUUCCAAUAUCCCUACGAAAACGAGAUCGUGAAGGCGAAGGGAAUUGUCGGAUCAGAUCCCUAUUUGGCUCCCGAGCUACUGAGUUUUCAAACUUACGAUCCGAGACCAGUCGACGUAUGGUCGAUUGCCAUAAUGUUCUAUUGCAUGUCACUCCGAAGGUUUCCUUGGAAGGCCCCAAGAGAAAAGUAUCAGUCCUACAGGCUUUUUUGCGAAGAACCGGAAAGUGAAAAGGAUUUACAAAGGGGGCCAUAUCGCCUGCUCAAAUUACUGCCACGCCAUUCGCGAAGGGUUAUUUCAAAGAUGUUGGAACUGGACCCCGAAAAGAGAAUACUUAUGGAAGACGUCAUGAAAGAAGAAUGGGUUGAGUCGAUUGAGUGUUGCGCGCUGGACGAUCAAGGGCAAUUGGCGAGUGUUCCCCAGUCCCAUAAACAUCACCUCAUCACUGAAGAUGAUCUGAAUGAGCUAAACGAGAAACGAAUGGAAGAACAAAGGCUUGCCAAACUACAUGAUCAGGAAGAUAACCCUGCUCCAUUGGAAAAUGUAACGAAAAAGCUGGAGGAAUCGCAAGUAGCAUGA
Lachancea meyersii CBS 8951 is the source of this 1731-nucleotide messenger RNA. Lineage: Eukaryota; Fungi; Ascomycota; Saccharomycetes; Saccharomycetales; Saccharomycetaceae. The record is from the annotation of a GenBank genome assembly.